Aphanomyces astaci is the source of this 1334-nucleotide messenger RNA. RefSeq lists its product as hypothetical. The coding region runs from base 15 to 1244 and encodes 409 amino acids. Lineage: Eukaryota; Oomycota; Saprolegniomycetes; Saprolegniales; Verrucalvaceae. The transcript has 8 exons. The record is from RefSeq and is a predicted model, not a curated record.
AGCACGUUGGCAUCAUGGAGAAUUCGCUUGGGGAUGACCUGGCAGGACUUUGGGCAGACAUAAUGAACGAAGGCGGCGACAGCUCUCCGUCCUCGCAUCACAUUUCCUUCCCGCAUGAGGACCACUUCAUCUCGUCUUUGAUGGACAACGGCGAUGCUACGUCCGCCUCCACUACUUCAUCGUCGACCUCAACAGUGCAUGCGUCGUCCGCACGACUGCCUGCCGCCGCCACAUUUCUAGAACGCGAACGCCAACGCAAGAUGAUGUAUCGACGACGUAUGAAAGACGAGGCUGCGCAUUUGCAAGAGAUGUGUACGCAUCUCGAGUCCCGUCGCGUGCAGUUGAUCCGUCGACGGGAGCGCCGGCUGCAGCAAUCACCCGAGGAAAAGCGCGCCAUCGAACAAUGGGCUCUGACUGUCCAGACUAUGCGAGACCAAAAUGCCGCCACCAUGCAGUACAACGCGACGCUGAGAGAUUCCAUCCGCCAACAGAUUCUCAUGGCCAUGUCGUACCAGCGGACAGUGCGCCAUGCCCUCCAUCACAUGAACCUAUCGCUGGCCAACGACGAGCGAAAGCGCGACAACAUUCAUCGACUGCUCGUGCACCAGCGGGCGCAGCUAGAGCACAUUCGCGUGAAAUGGCUUGGGCAUUUAGAAGGGGAAGACAAGUGCAAUGUUACAUUCAAUGCAGCCCAAACUGACAUUGCCCAUGCCGAGAUCGUGCGGUGCCGCCGAUUUCAAAACACACAGCCAGCCGUUGCCGCGAACCGCAUUUGGCUGCAGCUCACGGGCGACACGACCCACCACUCGACAGCCAAGUUGGCGCCUCGAAUAGCCCAACGACUCGACACGAUCGACCCAGCUACGAUCUACACACGGGUUUACAUGAACGACGACGUGGCUCCGUUUGGUCUGAACGUCGUCCAGCAUCGGCAGGACUUGCUGGAUCGGCAUUUGAUCAUGUAUCGUACUAUGGAGGAUGGCCACACUUGCUUUGAUGACGUGAUCAAGUGGGACGUCGUGUGUUGGCUCGAAGUGACGCAAGAAGACAGCGAUACACUUGUCAAAGAAUAUAUUUCGUACACUCAAGUUGGCCACGACGCCAUCUUGCCUGCCCUCCUCGGAUGUGAUGCCGACAAUGGCCAAGUUGCUGCGAAACAAUCGAAACUGCGUGCGUGGAUGCAGCAAGUGGUGUCGAAAUUGUACUCUGGCUGCAAAGUGCCUUUGGUACCGUCCACGUCGUAGGGUUGUGUGUACCUGCCGAUCUAGUUCAUCAAUUAAACUUUGUGCAGUUGUCUAUAUGCACUUAAUUAUACAAGUCUUGGAUGUUCUUUC